Molecule: messenger RNA, 1828 nt
Organism: Mya arenaria
Lineage: Eukaryota; Metazoa; Mollusca; Bivalvia; Myida; Myidae
Product: cell division cycle protein 20 homolog
Exons: 10
Coding region: 96-1691 (531 amino acids)
Biological process (GO): anaphase-promoting complex-dependent catabolic process; positive regulation of ubiquitin protein ligase activity; positive regulation of anaphase-promoting complex-dependent catabolic process
Cellular component (GO): anaphase-promoting complex
Molecular function (GO): protein binding; anaphase-promoting complex binding; ubiquitin ligase activator activity
Source: RefSeq, a predicted model, not a curated record
GAUUCCUCGCCCUGAAAACGCUCACCAGCAUUGUAAACGACUUUAUCUCGAUAUUUAUUUUUUGUUCUAAGAUAUAGAAACCUGUCAACGACGAUAUGUCGCACUUCAAGUUUGACAAUCUGGUCACGGAGCUGACGCGGCUAGACGCACCCCUACAGUCCGGCCCCGCCAUGAGAUUUAACCGGAAGUCAGCGUCCGGCCUAGCCGUCAGCCUGGGAUCCCCUCGGUCUGCGCGGACACCCAAUGUUCCGGACUCAGCAAGGUCCGUGAAGACGCCGAAGACUGCCCGUACCCCCGGGAAAUCCCCGGGGAGAUUACCAGUCCCCCAGCAUCGGGGACGCUGGAAGACCCCCUCAAAGACGCCAAACAAAGGGUCUGGUCCCCAGCACCAGAUUGACAGGUUCAUACCAAGCCGCUCCAACACUGACUUCGACCUUGCCGGCUACACGAUGAAGCCGCGACAGGAAGCAGAGGACGAGGAGAACCAGUCGCCGACACGCGUCGAGUACCAGCGUCAGCUGGGUGCCGCCAUGAACAUCCCCGAGGACCAGAGAAUACUAUCCUUCAAGGACAACAAGCCCAAACCUGCUGAAGGCCACACGAACAACCUCCAAGUGAUAUACAGCAAGAACAAGGCCUGGGGACCGGGCCAAGGACCCAAGAGGGUAAUCCCCAAGGUUCCGGAGAGAAUCCUGGACGCCCCUGAACUAUUGGAUGACUAUUACCUGAACCUGCUUGACUGGUCGUCCAACAAUCACGUGGCGGUAGCGCUCGGAGCAGCCGUCUUCAUCUGGGACGCGUCUUCCGGCUCCAUUGUACAGCUGACGGAAAUGGAUACACCUAGUGAGUACGUGUCCGCCGUAAAGUGGAUAACGCAGGGAUCCAUUCUGGCCGUCGGGAAUAGUCUCGGACAUGUCGAGUUGUGGGACGUGCCUACCCAGAAGAAGAUCCGGAGUAUGACGGGACACGCUGCCCGGGUCGGCUCCCUAUCCUGGAAUAACCAUGUCGUCUCUAGCGGCUCCCGAUCUGGUGCAAUCCACCACUCUGACGUUCGUGUAGCCAAUCACAACAUUGGGACUCUGGCCAACCACACCCAGGACGUCUGCGGGCUCGCCUGGUCCCCUGACGGCCGCCACCUCGCAAGCGGUGGUAACGAUAACGUCCUCAACGUCUGGCCCAACACGCUCGGUGGUGACGUCACGCCGUUACUUACGUUGACGCACCAUCAGGCGGCCGUCAAGGCGCUGUCCUGGUGCCCGUGGCAACAAAACAUCCUGGCCAGCGGCGGCGGCACGGCGGACCGCCAUAUCCGACUGUGGAACGUCAAUACCGGAUGUCCCCUGACGUCUGUCGACGCCAAAUCACAGGAAAGUUGUUCAACAUAUCUCGUGUGCGCGGUUUUGUGGAAUCAAGAGCACAAUGAACUAGUUUCCGGUCACGGGUUCUCCCAGAACCAGCUGUCCAUAUGGCGCUACCCGGACCUCGCCAAGGUCGCCGACCUGGAAGGCCACAAGGCGCGGGUUCUGAACCUCUCUAUGUCGCCCGACAGCACCAUGGUCGCUUCCGCCGCCGCCGACGAGACGCUGCGUAUCUGGAACUGCUUCGCUGUCGACCAGAAACGCAAGAAAGCGCCGCCAAAACUGGCCGGCCAGACGGAAACGAUAAUUCUGAAGGCGUCGCGUAUCCGUUAACGUAACACGGCAGCUGGAGAGAUAUUUGGAACUAUUUGAAUGUCGAUUGGGACGAGAUAAUACACGUUUCACUUUAAUUUGUGUUAUCAAUAUGAUAUUAUGGUAAUAUACGUAGCGUUUUUGCUUCUCAAAAAGAA